This is a messenger RNA of Punctularia strigosozonata HHB-11173 SS5, 4574 nucleotides long. Its product is annotated as TPR-like protein. Gene Ontology annotation, molecular function: protein binding. The coding region runs from base 1 to 3075 and encodes 1024 amino acids. NCBI's taxonomy places the organism in Eukaryota, Fungi, Basidiomycota, Agaricomycetes, Corticiales, Punctulariaceae. The record is from RefSeq and is a predicted model, not a curated record. The transcript has 20 exons. Gene Ontology annotation, cellular component: transcription factor TFIIIC complex. Gene Ontology annotation, biological process: transcription by RNA polymerase III.
AUGACUUGUCUUCCAUCACUGCUGCCGAUUUUGGCCGACGAGGAAGAAGAUGGCACCUCGGAGCCUAGUGAAAGCGGGGAGUCGUCUCAGGAUGAUGAUGCGGAAGGAGAGACGGACGACGAGGUGGACCCUGCUGCCGUGGCAGGAACACAGGGUGAAACGGAAAUAGACAAUGAUUUCGAUCGCCUCGUUGCCGAUAUACGCCAGCUGGAUCGGACUUCGAAUGCACCUGCCGGUGUCCUCACGAAGACAUGGGACAUCAACAUUGAAGACCAGGAUGCGGCAUUCAGGGACGACCUACGCCUUGCAUCUGGCAUAGGCGCUCGUAGACGCAAGGGUCAGAAACGGGGUCGUCGCUCAGGUCCCGUGCUGUCUCAGCAAGUACGGGCUCUCAUAGGCGAAGGCAAUCAGGCAUUCGUCGAUAACAACAUAGAAGAGGCUAUCAGGAUUAUGCAAGAGGUCAUCCGGAUUGAGCCGAGGGCAUCAUCUGCCUGGUCCGUGUUGGCGCGGUGCUAUACCGAUAUAGGCGACGACAAGAAAUCACUGCAGUUCCGAAUCAUGGCAGCACAUCUCAAACACGAUCCGGAAGAAUGGGAUGAACUGGCGAAGCAGUCAAGGGAGAUGGGAUAUAUGCAGCAAGCGCUAUAUUGCUACCGCAAGAUCUACAGCCUUGAUCCUGACAACGUACACGCGCUUUGGGAACGUGCAUCGCUAGCGAAGGAGGUUGGGGAUGUACGCGCGGCGCGUCAUUCUCUACUCGCACUGUUAAGGAGAAUUCCUCAUGACCUAACGGUCCUUGACGAGCUUCGCCCCUUGUUGAUCGAGACCUCCGAGCUGGACCUGUGCGCUAAGCUCUUCGCCGACGCGUUCGAGCAUUAUCAAAGCCUCUACCCCGCCGGCUCUGCUACAGACCCAGAAACCGGCGCUCAGGUCCCAGGCGGUGGCUUUGGACUCAUGGACAUCCUUGUCCUCGCUGACCUGUACAAUUCCUCGAAUCUCAAAAGGUUUCAGGACGCGGUGCGCACGAUCAAGCGUGGUUGCCGAUGGCUCCAAGGUCGCGCGUUGCAAAAGUAUUGGGAUGCGCGUGAGGACGAUAGCGAGUACGACCUGGAUCCAAGAAAUGCUCCUGAAAGCGUUGUUCUCGUGCCACGAGAUAAGACAGUGGAGCCAGGGCACUACCCACUCGAUGUGAACGCGAGACACAGGCUCGGAGUUGCACGCCUCAAAAUGGGUGAUCUGGAUGAGGGAAAGAUGCACGUCAGCAUCGUUCUUUGCGAAGAUGUCAUGGACUACGCCCCAUUGUUUGGGGAAAUCGCGGAUGUAUAUUUCGAGCGUGAAAUGUAUGCGGAGGCAAGACCAAUAUAUGAGACGCUUGGGAUGGAUGCCGGGACGAGUAGCAUGUAUAUCCUACUGCAAACUGCGGCCUGCCGCCGUAUGUUGGGGGAGCUCCCAGAAGCUGCGGAGGUCUACGAACACGUGAUAUCCAUGGACCCCACGCACAAUGAUGCGAAGCUCAAAUUGGCCGAGAUAUACGAGAUUCUCAAUGAGCCUCGCAAAGCUCUUGACCUUGUUUAUCAAGUAAUCGAUUCCAGAAGACAACGAUACGCGCCGCGAGGUGCGAAUACCGAUAGCCAAAACCAGGCGGAGGGGUCGCUCUUCGCCGAAUCCGCGCCGAAGAAGCAAAAGAACAAGGGACAGCCCCGCAUGUCGAAUGCGCAACUUGGCGAGCUGGAGGCUCGUAUGGAAAAGGAGACUACUCAGUCCUAUCAGCGUCUUAAGGAGCUAUGGCCGGACCUUCGUGCGCGAUUGGCGAACGACAACGUACCGGGCGGCGAACAAGUGGAGAGGGAGUGGAUGCACGAAGCUGCGAAGAUGGUGGAGAGCUUUCGAGAGACGAGACAGCUGUUCACCUCCAACCGUCAAGGUGGAUUCCGUGGGAUGUUUAAGACUAGAACUAGACCCGUUGAGGAUAACGAAGAUUCCAUGGCAUCUCGCCUGCAGUUAGACCUCGCUUUCGACUCCCUGCAACGCAAGGCGAAGGGCAAGGACGGCCGUAUCCAUAUUUUCCGGGGGUUAUCAUUCGACGAUUGGCUGUCGGUGUUCAUGCAGUACACUUUCAUUCUGGCGAAACGCAAUCAAUAUGCUCUGGCCGACGAGAUCCUCAAUCACAUAUCGCUUUCAGUAGCCUAUCAGAAACAGGAUGAACAAGAUACCAUCCGAUUAUCUCUCAUAACAAUUGCCGUUGUCGCUCGUCAAUUCCAUGCAGUUGUACGGCAUGCUCGGAAGCUCAUUAUAACCCAUCAGUUCAACAACGAGCCGAUUCGAAUUUUGAUGGCAUCCCUUGGAAGCGGCAUUGCUGCCACGGAUGCUUUUAUAGCACAAACGUUCCAAAAACACUUGCUUCGCGAACUGAAACUUCAUGACACAGCCGUCCACAAGAAGGAGUUGAUCCAAUGGCAUGGUCGUAUCAAGCGCUUCGUUCAGGUAUCAGAAAAACUCGGGGACGUCGACGAUGAAGGAGGGGAUGAGGACCCUGAAAUCGAAGACGCAGACGACGAUGGCGGCAAAGCCACCGGAGAUGCUCCUCCUCUACCAUCGAAACCAAAUCCCAUGGGCGUAACCGUCUACGGUCAAAUCUGCUGUGCCGCCAAGAGCUAUCAAAGCGCAAUAUUCUAUCUACUACACGCUGUAGACUACAGUGUAGAUGACCCUGUGAUCUGUCUGUCCAUGGUUAUUGCCUCGCUUGGUCGCGCAAUGCAGCGUCAAGCGGACAAUCGUAACCAUCUUCUCGCUCAGGCUUUUGCAUUCCUGUCCAAGUAUCGACAACUGCGUGCGGAUGAGGCUGAAGACGAAGUGGAAUACAACUUCGGCAGAGCAUUUCAGCAGCUAGGAUUGCACUCACUCGCCGUCCGUCAUUACGAGCGCGUCCUGGAGAUCGUAGAUCAUCGAAGGCAACGCGAUGAUAAGGACUACGGAGUUGCGCGUGAGGCUGCCUACAACCUCUGCAUGAUAUACGUGACCACCGGGGCAUCACCUUUGGCGAAGGGCGUCAUGCAGAAGUGGUUAUCAAUCUGAAUGCUGCCCUUCACUGUGACCACACGGCCAAAUCCCUCUGUCACCUGUCAACUGUGACGUCGGCGACUUGUGGCGGGAUUGACAGCACCCUUGUUCGCGUGCUCCAAACUCUUUCGUCUCUGCUCUCUUGCUGUGUUCUCCUUCUCUCAAUGGCGACGCCCGAGGGUCCAUCCAUGUCGCACCCUGCAGAUUUCCUCCCAUCUACACCCAGGCUAGUGGCCCCUGCCCUCACUACUUCGCAAACUAGCGAAGGAACAGCCGAUUUCUCGAAUCUGCCCACCCCCGUCGACGAGGAAGCACCAAUCCUCCAUGCAAAAUCAGCUUUCAUCCCUCAUAAUCAAGAGAAAACGCGUAUUGCACCCUCCGCUACCGAUCUCCGUCACGAUGAAAUCGUCUCCGAUCUUGGGUCACGAGGGCAAGAAGAAAGUGAAGUAAGGGAAAACGUACCCUGAUCUCGUCGUCGUCGUCGAUAACGAUCUGCAUAGUACGGGCUCUCUGAAAGCACUUCGCAUACCCCGACGCCGCGAAUUGGGUAUUCGAAUCUCUUGGCGUCUACCUCCGGUCUCAGGAAGCGGCGGCAAAUCAAAGACGUCAGCGACACAUACAUCCCGUCCCCCGCGCAACUCGACGCCGAACGCGGCGAUGGUUCCUUCGCAGAAAGCACGCGAGAAGGGAGACGGGGACAGCCUAAUACAAAGCGACGCAGGAUCUGGGACAGACACAGCAGCGCCGAUCUCACGGAAGCCCGUCACCAUAAUCUUUCAAAAGCCCUUCGUCGAGUCGAUCCACCGAUCCAUGUUCGGGAAGCGAUGAGAUAUCAGGAAGAGGAGUUACCAGAAGAUGUCCUCAGGAUUCUGUAUCCCACCCACGAACGCUACGUCGAAGACAGGUUCAUUCGCGCCUCCAACAACCCCCUUCUCGAAGUCCUGAAGACCGUCGAUGGCUACUCGGCCCUCAUCUACAGCUUCCGAUGCGUUCAUUUCCUGCUAUGGUCGCUCGUCGCCGGUGGAGCGAUGAUCCUGUUCCCCGAUCAGUUGGACCUCAUCGCGUUCACGUCUGGAUACGGCUUCCUCCCUACGUCGGCAGAUCCGCGACAGAAACAUCUCAUCUUGCGGUCGUUUGCGCCGCAUCUCGUGAUGACGUCCUUGUUUGCGUUCAUCAUGUUCGCUUGGUGCAUCGGGCGUGUGUUGGGUUCCCUGCUUGUCAUUGCGGUAGCAUCUCGCGCCCUCUGGGUCCGGGGGACCCAUCAAGGCGAAUCAAAGGCUCAGCGACAUCGCACCGAUAAUCGCAUUUUGUGGGACAUACUGGCACGAGAUCUCGAAGGACGGGAGGGCGAGCGCGAGCGCGACGCCCCAGACGUAGCUUAGCUCAAAUGAUCGCACUCUUUACCGAGGCAAACGUUUACUAUAGUUGCUUCUGAAAACGGCGGGAACGUGGACGUCAUGUACAUAACGUGAGCCGCCGAUGGGUGCCAAGCGCAGGACACAUAAUGCUACAAC